Messenger RNA from Magallana angulata, 1714 nucleotides. RefSeq lists its product as uncharacterized. Bases 127 to 1581 code for a protein of 484 amino acids. The transcript is spliced from 9 exons. The record is from RefSeq and is a predicted model, not a curated record. NCBI's taxonomy places the organism in Eukaryota, Metazoa, Mollusca, Bivalvia, Ostreida, Ostreidae.
GGUAACCUGGUUUCCGAUUUGCAAUUUUAAUGCGCAUGCAUUUAUAAAAAGCGUAAACAAAAUGCUCGGCCGACGCAGAUUUGACAUUUCAGAUUCAUAAAAAAAACCAACUGUGUCAGAUCGAAAAUGGGCUCGUCAUUGUUACACGUGAUACUGGUCAGCGUGCUAUUUGAACUGUCAACAGAAAUUCCGAUUUAUUCCUACCGAUUUGAGGUAUAUCCAGUGGAGAGAUGUCCCAAAAAUAUAUCUGAUUUUGAGACAGCAGCCAGUAGAAGAAAUUGUACAAAAGGCACACGAUACCUGUGUGCUCCUGAUAAAUACCUGUCAAAUUUGAUAGAAUUCUGCACGGACGUCCCAAAAUCUCUUUAUGGAGAUGGUAACUGUGUAAGACUGGAGGGUACUGGCGGUCUAAACCAUUACAAUUGUGUGGAUACAUUCAUAAGUGGUUGUCCAACUUCGUCAUAUACCGAUGACAAUAUUUAUAAAUAUCCAGCGUGCCUAAAUAUUAACAAAGAUUUGAAGUGUUUUGUUGCUGAAAAAGAUUGUCUAGAAAGAACUUCUUCAACAGCACCAUCUUCAACAGAGAGAUAUUGCAAUGAAACUAAAAGAGAGGGGUCGAGAAACAAACUAACAAAUGGAUCUAAUAAUGCUGCUCUUAUUGGGAUACUUAUACCGGUCGGGUUGCUAGGUGUGGUGAUAUCAGGGAUACUCUUUUACAAAAAAAGGAGAAAGAAAAAAGAAAUACUGCUAGAUGAAAAGAAGAUUAGAGAGUUUCUCGGUAAAGGAAAUCUGACCAUUCGCCAAGUUAGAUGCAUUAUACUGGGAUGUGCAGGUGCAGGGAAAACGACUCUCCUGAAGAGAUUGCAGAACGUUCCGUACAAAGAGCUUAAGAAAAUAGAGUCAACAGAAAUAGUUGACGUCCAUGUAAACAGUUUUGAGGUGUUGGAAGAUAAAGAAACCAUUAAAAGGGUCGAGAGUAAGAACGAACUGCCAACAAUCAUAUUUUCUAAAGAUAUGUUGGACAUUAACAGCAAAAGAAUACAUAUAGAGCAGACACCAGUCAAUGAAAAUGAUUACACGGAAGAUGGUGAAUCAAGUGAAGAUGAACAUUCUAUGAGAGAAAAUGACGCCAUAUUAGAAAACAAAGAUUCAUCACGCGACAAAUCUUUUGACAAGACUGCGAGAGCAAGACGAAAGCAAAAAAUGUCUUCAAAUGCAAAAAGAAAACUAGAUUUAUCAGAAAAUAAUGACGAGGAAAAUGUAGAGAGUGAACAUGACGAGGAUACCAAUCAAAGUAUCAGGCUGAUACCUUUCUCCACAAGUGAACAGGGAAAAGACACGAAUCAAAGGGAAGACAUAGGAAACAUCGUUUUACCUCAGUGUUCUUACGAUAAAACAUCUCAAAAAGGUAAAACAGACUCUUUCCAAAGCCCCUCACAAGUAUCACUUCAAGGAAAUAAUAAAUACUUUGGAAGUGAAGGACGUAUAAAAAAUGAAAAUAUAGAAGAUUAUGUAAAUGCCAAACUUCUCACAUCACCUUCAGGAAACCUCAGAAGAGUACACUACAGGGAAACAACAUGAUGGAGCAGCCAAAGAGAUUGAGACCAAUACAGAUUGUGAUGAUCAGGAUGAUCAUGAAAAAUAUGCACUCUUAAAAAUAAUGGAUGCUGUAAAACAGCUAUCCAGUAAAAGCGACUUACGUCCACGGAUUACA